AUGUCGAUUGGGGAGGUAUACGAAUGUUUCAUUCGGGAGGUUGGGAGCUAUAUGUGGCGGGACAUCGGUUUUGAUAAGGAAACAUGGAAUGAUGUUUCUAAAGCUGAAAGGGUUUGCAUGUUCCAAUAUCUUUCGACAUGGUUUGAUUUUGGAGCGAUUACAAAUGAUCCCAUGACUACAACUUACUGGGCGCCACUGAACAAUCAGAUAUGUGCACAAUAUAGAGGCCGCAAAAAUGUUGAAAAAUAUCGUUUGACUGGUUCUAUAGGGGAUGUGGAGGCAGCAAGGGCUCAAGCCCCUACUGAAAAACAUCAAAAACGCUCCGUUGGAAACAAAAAAAUUCGUAAGAAGCAAGUAGUUAAGAAUCGUGAAGGGACGUGCAGCUACGAUAGUGCUUGUUUUAAGAAAAAUUUGAAUAGAUUUGAAGCAUUUCAUCGUGCGCAUGUGAAUAAAAAAGACGAAUUUGUUGAUCCUUUGGUUGAAGACAAAUAUGGUACACGAAGGGGGCAUGUGAGAGGCAUUGGUCCUAAACCUUUUUCAGUUGCGGGUACAAGUACUUCAUCCCAAUGGCAAUCACAGUCACAAGCACCGCAACCAACACAGGAUGUUAAUGUUAAAACUUUUCUUCACAACCCGACAUUUGUGACGGCCAUUAGAGACAUUAUUCGCUCGUUUAAAAACCAAGUCAACAAUGAGGAAAACAACGAUGAGGAAGACGAAAACAUAUCGUUGAAUCUCACCGAAGAUACGCAAACUACAAUGGGUUUACUAUUCAUGCCGAUUACAGUUGGUCGUAUCCAUCUACACGCCCCUCAUCUCCGACCUCCAUCAUGCCCACAAUGUCAUCAUGAGUUUCUGCUUCAGCAACAAGAAAACUGCAAUCUGAAUCUAUGCAGAGAAAUCAUAGCUAUGCAAUCCACCUGUCAUCAUGAGUUUCUGCUUCAGCAACAAGAAAAGUGCAAUCUGAAUCUAUACAGAGAAAUCAUGGCUAUGAAAUCCACCUGGUCACCCCCACGGUAUAAUCUGCUCAAGUUAAACACUGACGGGAGUUCAAAAGGGAAUCCAGGUCCAUCAAGCAUUGGGGGUUUAAUAAGAGAUGGUAAUGGAAGAUGGUUGUGCGGGUAUAUCGGGAAAAUGAAGGGUAGAUCAUAUACAAGUUUGGAGGCUGAAGUUUGGAGCAUUUCAAAGGGUUAUGUCUAA
Molecule: messenger RNA, 1200 nt
Organism: Lactuca saligna
Lineage: Eukaryota; Viridiplantae; Streptophyta; Magnoliopsida; Asterales; Asteraceae
Source: the annotation of a GenBank genome assembly